Lolium perenne is the source of this 879-nucleotide messenger RNA. RefSeq lists its product as uncharacterized. The record is from RefSeq and is a predicted model, not a curated record. Lineage: Eukaryota; Viridiplantae; Streptophyta; Magnoliopsida; Poales; Poaceae.
CAAUGCGCGACUCCUCGUACCAGUACAAAUACGGCGGGCACAGGCACUAGACGUUACGUGCAGCGCAGUGCUCAUGGCUCCUCGUCCCCCACUCGUCUGGAUUCGCGGCGGCCUCUUCCUCCUCCUCGCCGUCGUGCUCGCCCAGCUCGGCGCGCUCUCCGGCGAGACGCUCCGCGGCUCCGUCGCCUGCCUCGACUGCGCCGCCGGCCACGACCUCUCCGGUGUGGUGGUGGCGGUGCAAUGCCGCGGCGUCGAGGGUGACAGCGCGGGGCUGCACGCGGCGCAGACGGACGGCGGCGGCAGCUUCGGCGUGGCGAUGCCGGAGGCGCCGGACGUUUCGCGGUGCGCGGCGAGGGUCCUCGGGGGCACGGAGCAGCUCUGCGCGCCGAAGAGCCUCACGGUCGCGCGCAUCGUCGCCGGGCGGGAGCCUGGCUCGUACGCGCUGGGAUCACGCCUCGCCGUAUUCACGAGGUGCGGAGCCCUCGCGGCGACGAUGGCCGCCACCGGCGGCGGCGGCGACAAGCAGCCAACCCCGACGCCUGCACCGCGGUUGCCCAGCCCGCCGGCGAUGUCUGCACCACGCAUUGGGCGCAGCAGCCCGCCCUACGGCCUGGGAAUCCCUCUCAUCUACGUCUUCCCUUUCAUCCCAAUCAUCGGCAUCCCCUGAUGAGUGAACCAAAGGCUGAACGCAGCCUUGUGCUUGCAGUGUUCUUAGCAUUUUGUUAUUUCCUUUCAGCCAAGUUUGCAGCAAUCUACUCUUACAAUUCUGUUGAUUUUCUUGCACCCAAGUUUGCUGUAACCGUUAGUUAUGGACGUCAGUGAUGUUCCAGUAUGCAUGUAAACAGCGAGCAAUAAUGCGUGAGUAUUUGUUCCCCAAAA